GAAACCCCUUGUUCUGCCUUUUUGGGACCCUAUUUCUCCAAUUUCUCAUCUUUAGAGAUAUGAACUAAAAGGCCCAAACAAGUAAGACCCUUAAACUCAUAGCCCAAACAAACAACUUUUGCAACUUUAAUUUACUUCACCAUCCCAAAUCAAUAAUCUACAAUCCCAUAUCCAAAACCAACAAAAAUAAAGAUAACAAAAUCCAUCCAUUCAUUCAUCCACUCAUCAAACUAACAAACCGAAAAAGAAAAAAAAAUUAAAAAACAAAAAAUACAAUGAACACCACUAAAUUCCUCCAUACCCAACUCUUAAAAUCACCAUUAACACCCCUUAUUCAAUUCUCACAACCAAGAUCACUCCCAAUAGUUCAUCUCCCUCCUAUUCGCAGCGCGAGCAAUGGCCAAAGCAACAACGAACAACCAUCAGUUCCUCCAUUAACACCGCCGGAAACGGUGGAGAUAAAGUUUCGUAGAGGAUCAAGAAAGCGGCGACGACAACAAGAGCUUCAAGAAUCCGGUGAAGUACCAAUGAUGAAGGCAGUGGCAGAUAAGAAAAAAUGGGAAGAAAUGAGUUUGUCUGAAAAGGCAAUAGAGUUGUAUAUGGGUGAAAAAGGUUUUCUCUUUUGGGUUAAUAAAUUUGCUUAUGCUUCUAUUUUUAUUAUUAUUGGAGGUUGGAUUUUGUUUAGGUUUGUUGGUCCUUCUUUGAAUCUUUAUCAGUUGGAUACUCCUCCUCUUUCUCCUGAAGCUGUGCUCAAGGGUUAAUUAGAGGUUAAUACAAGGAUUAAUUAUGGGUUAUAAUGAUAAUUAUGCCUAUUAAUUUUGUUUUUAUGUAUGUGCUGUUCAUCGGUUUUUUAAGGUCAAGAGGCAAUAAAAUUGAGAGAUUAUACUUUUA
Chenopodium quinoa (quinoa) is the source of this 891-nucleotide messenger RNA. RefSeq lists its product as uncharacterized. The transcript has a single exon. Gene Ontology annotation, cellular component: chloroplast. Bases 276 to 761 code for a protein of 161 amino acids. NCBI's taxonomy places the organism in Eukaryota, Viridiplantae, Streptophyta, Magnoliopsida, Caryophyllales, Amaranthaceae. The record is from RefSeq and is a predicted model, not a curated record.